Argiope bruennichi is the source of this 1078-nucleotide messenger RNA. RefSeq names its product aspartate dehydrogenase domain-containing protein-like. The record is from RefSeq and is a predicted model, not a curated record. Lineage: Eukaryota; Metazoa; Arthropoda; Arachnida; Araneae; Araneidae. Gene Ontology annotation, biological process: NAD+ biosynthetic process. Bases 100 to 957 code for a protein of 285 amino acids. Gene Ontology annotation, molecular function: NADP binding; L-aspartate dehydrogenase [NAD(P)+] activity. The transcript has 7 exons.
AAGAUGGAAGAUAAGAUUGAAAAUACUUCGAAAAAUAAACAUUCAAAGAAACUUCUUCUUUUGAAGAAUACUAAGAACCAAUGAAAAUUUCUAUUAAUUAUGCAGGAAAGUGCUGGGAAGAAUUUAUUUCACAAUAAAAGGAGAGUUGGAAUUCUAGGAUAUGGCAAUUUAGGAAGAUUCCUAGCUAAAAAAAUUAGUGAAAGCAGUAACUUUGAAAUAGCUUUCAUAUGGAACAGAACGAAAGCUGCCCUGAAAGAAAGUGUGGAUUCCUAUCUUAUAUUAGAGAGCAUUGAUGAUUUUCAGAGUAGAACACCUGAUAUAGUUGUAGAAGUGGCUCACCCAUCUGUAACUAAAAAUUAUGGAAACCGUAUUUUGCAAUACUGUGAUUAUAUGAUUGGCUCACCAACUGCAUUGAGUGACGAAUACCUUCUAGAAGAAUUAAAAACAGCUGCUAAAGUAAAUGGCUUGUAUGUACCAAGUGGAGCUUUGUGGGGUGGUGAAGAUAUUAGAAAGAUGUCCGAUUUUGGAAUACUUCAAUCUCUUACUAUCACUAUGAAAAAACAUCCUAAAAGUUUGAAAUUAGAAGGAUAUUUGAAGGAUAAAAAUUCUGAAGUUAAGGAUGAAGCUGUUGUUUUAUAUCGAGGUUCUGUUCAGGAUAUUUGUGCAUUUGCUCCACAUAAUACAAAUACUAUGGCAGCAGCUGCCAUAGCUGCUCCAAAUUUGGGAUUCAAAGGUGUUGAAUGUUGCUUAGUGUCUGACCCCAAUUUGAUGGAUUAUCAUAUAGUUGAAAUCGAAGGUUACGGUGUCCCUCAAGCAGACGGAUCGCGCUUUCAUGUUCACACAGUUAGAAGAAAUCCUGCCAAAAUCGGCGAAGUGACAGGAUUUGCUACGGCGGGUGCAUUUUUUGGUAGCUUGAAAAAUGCCGUAGCUAAAGGACCAGGAAUACAUUUGUGUUAAAAAACAUAAUUUGGAGAUUUUUAAAGCUUACAUUGUAGAAAAACUAUUAAACAUAUUGUAAGAUUUUUGAUUAAACAAUUAUUUUGUGAAUAAAAUUAAUAUUUUCUGUGUUUUAAAAUUA